GACACGUCGUCGCGUGUAAAAGGUCAAGGAAAAUCACACACACACACACACAGGCACUGCAACCUGUUCAUCAAUACACAAGAGAGAAAGAUUAUGCGCGAUGUGAAUACCUGUAGAGUUGCAAAGGGGGUGAAACUUUCUGGUAAAUUCCCGUAGGAAUUUAAGAUGGGGAAUUUUGGAAAUAUUCCACGUUAGAAACGAUGAGAAUUGUAGUAAUUCUUGGGAAAUGAGGGCAAUCUAUUGGUUGGUUAAUAGUUGCUAUAUCAGUAAACAUCCAUGCAAAAAUUAAAAGAUAAUUUUAGAAUGUUUUAGAAUUUUCCAUCCCAUGGAAAAUUCAUACAUUUUCAAAUUCUCCCAAAAAUGUUCGACCCCAGCUGUGAAGGCGUGUUAAUGGGUCAUUGGGCGUGAUGGGAUUGCCUCACCUGUAUGUUAAUAGGUCAGCGUGAGCCUCCUUUAGAAUUCGGUCCUAAGGAAGACACACAGAGACAGCUUCAAUGUUCACGUUUAAAGACAUCAGAUUACAGUUGUAAGACUAAAUAGGAGAACACAUCCAUGAUCCAUCUGUUUUCUAUAGUGCUUGUCCUCAUUCAUUUGGAAAGCCCUUUGAGCAUUUAUUCAAUAUCUUUGGUAUCCAUCUUCAAGUUCAUGUACCAGUGUGCUCCUUGUCCUAACUAGCUCACUAGUAUAACAACUCAUACUAGUAACUUUUUUUCCCACUAUGGUAUAACAUUUCUGCACACUAGUGGAACAACUUUGACAACUACAUGUUCUAAUGAGGCAGAACUGUGCACUAGUUGUGGGACAAAAUGUUAUAAUAUCACAAAAAAAAUGGUGUAUUUUCUAUGGAUUAGAAAAGAGUUAUGUCAUUCAAAUUCAUUUCAGUACCGUAUUGUGAGCAUUGUUGUGAGUAUGCUAACAUGUUAGCCACAAAAGCGUUUAUGUGAGCAAGGAGCAAUUACUUUAGAUAUGAUGCCCUCUGGUGGCCAAAAUGGGUAAGCUGUUAAAAUACACAAAUGCACGGUGGACGACUGGUUAGAGCGUCUGCCUCACAGUUCUGAGGACCACGGUUCAAUCCCCGGCCUCGCCUGUGUGGAGUUUGCAUGUUCUCCAUGUGCCUGCGUGGGUUUUCUCCGGGCACUCCGGUUUCCCCCCAAAUCCCCCCCAAAAAACAAAAUUUGGUAAAUGAAAAUGUUCGGUUCACCCCACACUUAAAAGUGGGCCAAAUUUCCGAGUUCCUUGAGAUAUGAGCCAUCGCUCGGCUGUUAUUGUUUUUGUUUGUUUGUUUCAGCCUCGACUUGCAAUGACUUGAGUUACGAGUGAGCUGCAGACUCUCCACAGCUCCAAUGAGUGAAAACAAUUAAGCAGGCGAGGGAGAGAGAGAGAGCAUGUGAAAAAGGGGUGGAGGGGAGUUGAGAUUUAGUGGCCUGCCUCAUGAAACAACCCCCCACUCACUAACCCACCCGACGCAAGAAAAGAGAGGACUGCUCAUCAGGAAAUUUCACUCGCUCGCCUCUUCCAACAAUGAGAUGAAAACAAGCGGCCUAUCAUCUCCUGUAACUCAGAGCGUCCUGACCAAGAAGAGGGAGUUCCAUCACUAACAACACAAAUAGAGAUAAAAGAAAUAGAAGUACAAAAUGUCACGAACGGACGAGGUCAACAAGAUGACGGAAAAUGUCUAUAGGGGCAUUCUGGACCAAUUUAACCCCAGCUUGAAGAAUUUUGUCACUAUGGGCAAACACUAUGAGAAAGCCCUCACAGGAGUGACGGUGGCAGCGAAGGGCUACUUCGACGCUCUGGUCAAGCUGGGAGAGCUGGCCAGCGACAGCCAAGGCUCCAAGGAGUUGGGUGACACAUUGUUCCAGAUGGCCGAGGUCCACAGACAGAUCCAGGUGCAGCUGGAAGACGUGCUCAAGUUGUUUCAUUCCGAGCUGCUGACCCAGCUGGAGCAGAAGUUGGAGCUGGACAUCAAAUACCUCACAGCCACAUUGAAGAAGUACCAGAAUGAGCGGCGGUCGAAAACCGAUUCUAUCGAGCGCUGCCAGAGCCAGCUGAAGAAACUGCGAAGGAAGAGCUUGGGCAGCCGUCACCCGAACAAGUACGGAGACAGAGAGAUGCAGUUUGUGGAGCUGAUGAGUCGGCGCCAAGUCGAGCUGGACUCGCUGGUCGCUACGGGUUACAGGUCGGCGCUCACCGAGGAGAGGAGGCGAUACUGCUUCCUGGUCGACAGACAGUGUUGUGUGACCAAGCUGCUUAUCAACUACCACUGCAAGGUGAGAGAGCUCCUGUCGCAAAAACUGUCAUCGUGGCAGCAGUCGUGCACUCAGCCGACCAAGCUUCCGGAGCGCGCGCUCAACCUGCUGCGUCACACGGCGCCGCAGAGCUCCGGAGCCGCCGGGAUCGCCGAGGUCCUCCGACACACCAAGCUGGGCAGCUCUCAGUCAGAACAGAGGCUGUCAGUACAAGAGGUCCCACCCCUGUUGAAUGGCGACCGCUCCCAGCAGCAGCGCUCGCUCCCCUCCUCGUCCUCGCUGAGCGACGCCUGUCCUCAGGGCUCCCCUCAGACGUUCCGGCCCGUGUCCGCCUCUGGAUUAGGGGGCGCGGGGGGUUCGUCGAGAGGAGCGUCUCCUCAACGCGGUUGCUCCCCCCUCAGCGUGUCCGCCGGGAGCCCCCUGGCCGACAGCAGCACUAGUGGCAGCGCCAGCCCGGCCGCGUCUACGCCCACGGGCGGCGCGGCCCAGUCCUCCGGUCUCCUCAUGGCCGCCAACACAAGCAACCUGUCGCCGAGCCUCAUCCCCUCCACCGUCAUGUCGCUCAGCCAGAUGUCCCCGACCGGUGGCUCCUCGCAGGGCGUGACCCUCGCCAUACCGCACGGCGCCCCCCACAGCCCCCUUCUGCCUCACAGCGCCCCUCUGUCCAGGGCUAUGACUCCUGUGCAGCUGCUGCACCAACAGGUGUGCCCGGGAGUUAACAACACUCUCCCACCUGCUCAUCCUUGGCUGAUGAAGGCUGCGGAGAUGUGUGCCACGGCCACUCUUCCGCUACCCAAGAGGCCUGGCAGUGAAAUGAGGCUAGGCGGCUUUCAAGGUGCCAGGACGCUACCUCUAUCGGGGCCCACGCGGGUGGAGGCCAUGUUCGCUCACUCGCCUGGAGAAUCUGAAGGUGUAGGAAGAGGAGGAGGCGGUGCUUCCUUGCUGCACUUCCUGCCCGGGGACAGCAUCACUCUACUGAUUUCUGAGCCGAGGGACGGCUGGCACUAUGGGCAGAAUGAUCGGACCGGACGGAAAGGCUGGUUCCCUUUCUCCUACACUCAGCCACAACAUAGCCGGACGGAUCACCUUCAGAGGCGAGUCAGCCUAGACCAUACACCUAAAAACUCGCUCUUCCUAUCAAAGGCCAACAGCACCAGCAUGAGCCAGCUGGACCAGCUGGUGUCUCCGGCUCUCACCCCAGAGUCCGAGGGGGAGCGCUCCCUCCCUCUCCAGAGGAUCAGCACCUUCCGCCCGCGCCCGUACAGCAUGGCUGACAGCAACAAGAUAUGUGCACAGUUGGCCUCCUCACCACCAUCUCCAACUAGGACCAACCCGUUUGCCCACGUUCGCCUCCGAAGAACGGUCACCAACGAUCGUUCAGCUCCCAUCAUCGAGUGAGCGCUCCUCUUUACAGAACAGAUUCAAUAGUACUCUCCUCCCUUUUAGUCAUUUAAUCUGAUUUUAGUUACUUGGGGGGGGGGGGGGGGGGGGGGCAGUAUUUCUAAAGGAGAGUGUGUGUGCGCGCGGAACAGAUCUGUGAUUAAGAGAAUAAAUCUUAAAUUGUUCAUUUCGACUAAAAGCAGGUGUGGGCCACUGUUUUCAGGAACGUCCUAAAUGUAUGAAGAAGAAAAAAUAGCAUGGAUCAAAUUAUUAUAUAUAAUAUUAUGAGCAAUGUUUUCAGGCCCACCGCUGCUCUAGAGAAACACUAAUAGUCAAAAUCGAGAUGAUUUUUGACAUUUUUGCUGUAUAUUAUCAGUCUGCUGUAAUCAUCAGUUUUAGGCUUCUCAAUAAGAGCUUCAUGUGCUCUUUAGCAAACCGUAGUGCUUUUGGUUUGCUUUCUUGCCUCAUUCACAGAAGUGCUUGUAGCUUUGUGUAUUGCAAGGACUGGCUCCUAUUUACAGCUUGACACAUCAAGUCAAGUGUUGUGCCUCGGGAACAGGUUCCUACUGUAAUUGUCGGAUUGUUGCCUUAGUUUCCAUACAGUUUUGAUUCAUGUGUUCACACUGCUUUUAGAUGUAGUUAUCGUGUAAAUUGUAUGACUUCACACCCAACUCUGAAUGUGCAGGUGAAGGUGAUGACAGGUUGAGGCCAGUAUUCAAACAAAUCUGCUUUGAUGUCUCAUAUUACCCAAUGUUGCUCUUUACCUCGCCUGGAGUAUGGAGUGGAUUUUAAAAAUAGGUUGCCCUUGUGUAAAAAUAUUAAAGAUAGAUUUGAUCAUUUUUUUGGUCAUUCUUAUAUCCACUACGAGGUACCCUUGAAGUGUAAUUAAUCUAUGAAAUAAUGAAUCAUAGAUGAAUGAAGAAUUUUCCCAGUAGAAGCCAGUUUUAAAGAAUGCAAAUGAGGACUGCAUUACCGUAAGCGUUAACAUCUGGACUGCAGGGUGGUUUUAUUAUUGAAAAGGUCGUUUUUCUUAUCUAGAAAGAAGAAAGUUGUGAAGGGUAAGUUUGAAGAAAAGUCAAUUUUUGUCUUUGGAUGUUUUUGAUUCCUUUUCAGUCCCCAUUAUAAAGUUAGUCAUCAUGAGGGUGGGAUAGACGAUUAUGUUUACCCAUGAGACUAAGAAGAAUUUUGUAUGGAACAAAAGCUUAUUGGAAAGUGCUGGAGAAGGUUUACAGGAAGGUUGACGGGAGCCAAGGAAGCAUUCAAUGGUUAACUAUAGAUAUCAAUUGCCUUUGAGUAGCUCUGUAGCCACAAGAGAAAUAUUGUGUUUGUAAAGUUUGUUCUAACUGCUCGUGAUUUUUUUUUUUUUUUUUGUCCCUCGAGGGACAUCAUCAGUCAAGAUGGCCACAAAAGUAAUGAAAACGUAAAUGCUUUUGCAUCAGCACAAAUUGUGAUUGAACAUGUAUGUUGUCUUCACUUUGGUAGUAGGAUUUCUGUACCUAUUGUAUAUUAUUGUCGAAGGAUGUUGGUUUAUAGUGCUUGAUGUGAAGUUUAAAUGAGUAAUGAUGUCAAAGGUCAAGUAUUUAAAUGACAAAGAAUCUAAUAAUAAACAAGAUAUCCAUCAGUUUGUUGGUAAAAUCCUGUAAUAAUCGAAUGCAGAGCACAUUAUGUAAUUACUUGACAAGUAUAUACAUUUAUGUGCUUACACCCCUCCCAUUUGUGUAAAUAUAUCUUUUCAUGUGACAUCAUCGAAGAACUCCAUGCCACAGAGGUUUAAGGCAGUGCUGGAAAAUAAUGAUGGCCAGCCAGACAAAAUAUUUACACUUUGGGCACAAUAUGGACAGUUUCACUUAGGGAUGUGCUCACUUUUGUUGCCAGCGGUUUUGGUUUUAAUGGCUGUGUGUGGGCACUAGUUGGACAUUCUCACUUAACGGUUUGCUCAUUUUUGUUUCCAGUGAUUUUGACAUUUAAUGGCUGUGGGCUGAGUUGUUUUCCAAUGGAAAGAUGUAUUUACAAAAAGGUGAAGUGCAUACCCACUUUAUUGAGCUACUGUAAAACUCUUCUACCAAAGUGAAAUGUCCACACUAUGCACACGUUUCCACAUUAGCUCUGUGAAAAAACAAAUAUUCUAUACAGCCAGAAAGAGUCUAUGUGGCUGCAGUUUCCUAACAUAACAAUGAAUACUGACAUUGUGUGAAAUAAAAAAUUAAAAUCUG
This is a messenger RNA of Phyllopteryx taeniolatus (common seadragon), 5842 nucleotides long. RefSeq lists its product as uncharacterized. Lineage: Eukaryota; Metazoa; Chordata; Actinopteri; Syngnathiformes; Syngnathidae. Gene Ontology annotation, cellular component: cytosol; nucleoplasm. The coding region runs from base 1635 to 3647 and encodes 670 amino acids. The record is from RefSeq and is a predicted model, not a curated record. Gene Ontology annotation, molecular function: protein binding; cytoskeletal adaptor activity. Gene Ontology annotation, biological process: actin filament bundle assembly; actin crosslink formation; positive regulation of actin filament polymerization. The transcript is spliced from 16 exons.